UCAGGCUCUUUUUUCCUCACUCACACUCUCACUGAACCUCUCUCAUUCUCUCUCUCUCUCUCUCUCUCUCUCUCUCCUCGUUUCGCUGAGAUUCUCCUUCCUAGGGUUUAGGUUUUGUUUGUUGUUUCCAUGGCUUCUUCGUCUUCUGAUCCUGGCUUCAAACACGAACCUGGUGCCUGUAGCACUGCUGCUGCUGGAAGAGGGACGGCGGAAUCUUCCGAGGUUGUUAUGGCGAAUGAUCAGCUUUUACUCUAUAGAGGGUUGAAGAAAGCGAAGAAAGAGAGAGGUUGUACUGCCAAAGAACGCAUUAGUAAAAUGCCUCCGUGUGCUGCUGGAAAAAGAAGCUCUAUAUACCGCGGAGUCACUAGGCAUAGAUGGACUGGUCGUUAUGAAGCUCAUCUUUGGGAUAAAAGUACUUGGAACCAGAACCAGAACAAGAAGGGAAAGCAAGUGUAUCUGGGAGCAUAUGAUGAAGAAGAGGCUGCUGCUAGAGCAUACGAUUUGGCUGCCUUAAAAUAUUGGGGUCCUGGGACUCUUAUUAAUUUUCCAGUGACUGAUUAUACCAGGGACCUUGAAGAAAUGCAGAAUGUUUCAAGAGAGGAAUACCUUGCAUCUCUAAGAAGAAAGAGCAGUGGAUUCUCCAGGGGAAUAUCCAAAUAUCGUGGUCUCUCAAGUCGAUGGGAUCCUUCAUUUGGUCGUAUGCCGGGCCCUGAUUAUGUUAGCAGUAUAAAUUAUGGUGCUGGAGAUGAUCAAGCAACUGAAAGUGAAUUUGUCCACAACUUCUGCAUUGAAAGGAAGAUUGACUUAACAAGUCACAUUAAGUGGUGGGGGCCAAACAAAUCUCGAACGGCCAGUGCAGGCUCAAAGUCAUCAGAAGAAGACAAAAAUAGUUGUGUUGGAGAAGUUGGCAGUGAACUCAAAGCUCUGGGACAGACCACCCGUCCUACAGAGCCAUAUGAGAUGCCCUGUUUGGGUGCUUCUGGAGUAAAGAAGGCUGCUUCCAAGGUCUCUGCUUUAAGUAUUUUGUCACGGUCAGCAGCCUACAAAAGUUUGCAGGAGAAAGCUUUGAAAUUACAGGAAACUAACAACGAGAACGAUGAGAACGAAAAUAAAAACACUGUUAACAAGAUAGAUCACGGGAAAGUGGUUGAAACACCUACCACAAGUCAUGGUGGUGGUGAUCCCAGUGAGAGAUAUGGGGUUACUUUUGGAACAAGUGGUGGAUUGCCACUUCAGAGAAAUAUGUUCCCCUUGACUCCAUUCUUAACAGCACCUCUUCUUAGCAGUUACAACACCGUUGAACCUUUGGGAGAUCCUAUUCAUUGGACAUCUCUUGUUUCUGUUCUUCCUACCGGACUUUCUCGCACAGCUGAGGUUACGAAAACUGAAACCUCUUCAACUUACACUUUGUUUCGGCCUGAGGAAUAAAGUUCAAGGAAUUUCUCGCACACCCUACAAUCACUUUUGGGUUGAUCUCAGUUAGACUGGGUUUCUGUGCUGAUGUUGCAGCAUCUAUACAUGAGAGAACAAGCUUUAAGGAAUAAGGCUUUACUUGAAUCACAUUACGCUCAAGAACACAUUACACAUUGUACAUACCUGAGGCCUCUUCGAUAUUUCUAAAAUGCAAGAGGCGAUGAAUAUGGUCACCAAAGGAAGCACAUACAGUUGAAGAAGAAAGGACGACAUCAAGUCUUAGAAUAUCACACGUCUGUUUUAUAUCAUACACAUGUUAUCUGAUAGUCAUAGUCAUAUAAAUUUGAUUCCGUACUUGAAUGUGUAUUACUUGGUGAUAUUUAUAUCCGGUUAUCGAUAUCAAGAUCUUGCUGCUGUUUCCCACUUUGCUUAGACAAGGAUUGUUGUAUAAUCAUUCUAUUUUCUUUUAACAAAAUUUCAAUGUUUUACUCCCA
This is a messenger RNA of Cucumis sativus (cucumber), 1907 nucleotides long. Its product is annotated as AP2-like ethylene-responsive transcription factor At2g41710. Bases 130 to 1428 code for a protein of 432 amino acids. Gene Ontology annotation, molecular function: DNA binding; DNA-binding transcription factor activity. The record is from RefSeq and is a predicted model, not a curated record. Gene Ontology annotation, biological process: regulation of DNA-templated transcription. The transcript is spliced from 9 exons. Lineage: Eukaryota; Viridiplantae; Streptophyta; Magnoliopsida; Cucurbitales; Cucurbitaceae.